Molecule: messenger RNA, 1853 nt
Organism: Pistacia vera
Lineage: Eukaryota; Viridiplantae; Streptophyta; Magnoliopsida; Sapindales; Anacardiaceae
Product: ATP sulfurylase 1, chloroplastic-like
Exons: 5
Coding region: 102-1493 (463 amino acids)
Biological process (GO): sulfate assimilation
Molecular function (GO): adenylylsulfate kinase activity; sulfate adenylyltransferase (ATP) activity
Source: RefSeq, a predicted model, not a curated record
AAUUUCUUCAAAAUCCCCAAAUUACCCUUCUUUUCCAUUAUUUAACGAAACCACUAGUCAAGCAACAAUCUUGGGUGCUCUCUGUCUCAUAAGUCAUAACAAUGGCCACCAUGUCCACCUUCUUCACCAAAGCCACCUUCCCCUCUUACACUCUCAGAAAGUCACAAAUUUGCCAUUUCGCUCCUGCUCACACUCUCUCAAUCAAGCCCAAAACUGCGCAUUUCAAUGUCCGAAUUCGCGCCGCGUUGAUCGAACCGGACGGCGGCAAACUGACGGAACUCUUCGUGGAGAAAUCUUUAACGGAUGUUAAGAAGAGAGAGGCCUUAAGUUUGCCGAGAAUUAAGCUUUCCAGGAUUGAUCUUCAAUGGGUACACGUGUUGAGCGAGGGGUGGGCCAGCCCACUCGCUGGAUUCAUGAGAGAAUCCGAGUUCCUCCAAACUCUUCAUUUCAACUCGCUCCGUAUGGAUGACGGGUCGGUUGUUAACAUGUCCGUCCCGAUCGUUUUGGCGAUCGACGACGACCAGAAGCAGCGGGUCGGUGGGUGCACCCGCGUCGCUCUCGUUGACUCAGAUGAUAACACAGUUGCGAUUUUGAGCGAUAUUGAGAUCUACAAGCACCCCAAAGAAGAAAGGAUAGCCAGAACAUGGGGAACAACCGCCCCUGGUCUACCUUAUGUUGAUCAGGCAAUAACUAAUGCUGGAAACUGGUUGAUUGGAGGUGACUUAGAGGUUAUAGAACCAAUCAAGUAUCAUGAUGGUCUUGAUCGUUUUCGGUUGUCACCUGCACAACUUCGUCAAGAAUUUACAAAGCGCAAUGCCGAUGCAGUGUUUGCUUUCCAGCUCAGGAAUCCUGUGCAUAAUGGCCAUGCUUUGUUGAUGACUGAUACUCGUCGGCGGCUCCUUGAGAUGGGUUACAAGAACCCAAUCCUCUUGCUUCAUCCAUUGGGAGGCUACACAAAGGCAGACGAUGUCCCCCUUAGCUGGCGAAUGAAACAACAUGAAAAGGUGCUUGAAGACGGUGUUCUUGAUCCAGAAACCACUGUGGUGUCUAUAUUUCCUUCGCCCAUGCACUAUGCUGGUCCAACUGAGGUGCAGUGGCAUGCAAAAGCCCGGAUUAAUGCUGGGGCUAACUUUUACAUUGUUGGUAGGGACCCUGCUGGCAUGAGCCAUCCUGUUGAGAAGAGAGAUCUAUAUGAUGCUGACCAUGGGAAGAAGGUAUUGAGCAUUGCUCCUGGACUAGAGCGGCUAAACAUCCUUCCUUUCAAGGUUGCAGCAUAUGACAAGACUCAAGGUAAAAUGGUGUUCUUUGAUCCGUCAAGGCCUCAGGACUUCCUCUUUAUAUCAGGCACCAAGAUGCGAACACUGGCAAAGAACAAAGAGAAUCCUCCUGAUGGGUUUAUGUGCCCUGGUGGGUGGCAAGUGUUGGUGGAAUACUAUGACAGUUUGUCUCCAUUCACCGACAACAGCAAAGUCCCUGAACCAGUUCCAGCUUAGAUAAAUUUGCUGUUUCAUAUGUAUUGUGAUUCGAAUGGGAGAAACGUUACAACUUAUUUAUCUCCAGUGAUCGUGUAAAGAAUCUCUGUCCAGAUUCUAAUAAAUCCAUGUGAGGCGCUGGUGCAGAGACUCAAAACUUGCCUCUCAGUCUGUAAUUAGAUGCCUAUUUUGGCAUCUUACAUUCGCCCUUCCCUGCACGAGGGACAAUGUACUGUACCAUAUGUGGUUUGUGUUUCAAAGGACAAAGAUUGUUGGCUGCUUUUUAAGUUUUGGAAUUUUCCAUUGAUGUGUAAGCCAUAUCCAUGGAUUCGAUUUUAAAACAGACAUGGAAAAAGCUAAAAAGCAGAUUGUGCAAUUUAA